This is a messenger RNA of Lemur catta (Ring-tailed lemur), 3727 nucleotides long. RefSeq names its product apelin receptor (gene APLNR). NCBI's taxonomy places the organism in Eukaryota, Metazoa, Chordata, Mammalia, Primates, Lemuridae. Gene Ontology annotation, cellular component: membrane. Bases 437 to 1579 code for a protein of 380 amino acids. Gene Ontology annotation, biological process: G protein-coupled receptor signaling pathway; immune response. Gene Ontology annotation, molecular function: G protein-coupled receptor activity. The transcript has a single exon. The record is from RefSeq and is a predicted model, not a curated record.
CAGGCUUGCAAACCUCAGAUAACGUUCUGCCCAGCACGGCAGGGGUCAAUUUGGUCCACUUGCCCGGUGACAAGAAAAAAAAAAAAAAGUGGGCUGUGACUUAAAGAUCUUAAGACUCACCAGAGAGGGGCUGGUCUGGAGGUGGGAGGAGGGAGUGACUAGCCAAGGAGGAGACAGGGACUCAGGAGGGUGCAAGGAAGUGUCUUAGCUGAGACUGGGGCAAGGCAGGAGCAGAGUCUGCAGGACAGCGGCAUCCUCGGGACCGGAGAACCGAGAGGCAGCCCCUCCUGUGUGCUGGGAAGGGCUCUGGGCACCGUCAGCCCUUCUCACCCUCCGAGGCUCAAGCCAGAAGCUCAAGGUGCUUGCUGACCUGGUGACAGAGCCACGAAGCUGGUACCCUCGGGGCCCCCUGCCCGUCUUCUCUCCAGUCCCCAGCAUGGAGGAAGGUGGCGAUUUCGACAACUACUAUGGGGCGGACAACCAGUCUGAGUGUGAGUACACGGACUGGAAGUCCUCGGGGGCCCUCAUCCCUGCCAUCUACAUCUUGGUCUUCCUCCUGGGUACCACGGGCAACGGUCUGGUGCUCUGGACUGUGUUUCGGAGCAGCCGGGAGAAGAGGCGCUCGGCUGACAUCUUCAUCGCCAGCCUGGCGGUGGCCGACCUGACCUUCGUGGUGACCCUGCCCCUGUGGGCCACCUACACCUACCGGGACUACGACUGGCCCUUCGGGACCUUCUCGUGCAAGCUCAGCAGCUAUCUCAUCUUUGUCAACAUGUACGCCAGCGUCUUCUGCCUCACCGGCCUCAGCUUCGACCGCUACCUGGCCAUCGUGAGGCCGGUGGCCAGCGCUCGGCUGAGGCUGCGGGUCAGCGGGGCGGUGGCCACGGCGGUGCUGUGGGUGCUGGCCGCCCUCCUGGCCAUGCCGGUCAUGGUGUUCCGCUCCACCGGGGACCUGGAGAACAGCACCAAGGUGCAGUGCUACAUGGACUACUCCAUGGUGGCGACCUCGAGCUCGGAGUGGGCCUGGGAGGUGGGCCUGGGGGUCUCGUCCACCGCCGUGGGCUUCGUGGUGCCCUUCACCGUCAUGCUGACCUGCUACUUCUUCAUCGCCCAGACCAUCGCCGGCCACUUCCGCAAGGAGCGCGCCGAGGGCCUGCGCAAGCGGCGGCGGCUGCUCAGCAUCAUCGUGGUGCUGGUGGUGACCUUCGCGCUGUGCUGGCUGCCCUACCACCUGGUGAAGACGCUCUACAUGCUGGGCAGCCUGCUGCACUGGCCCUGCGACUUCGACCUCUUCCUCCUGAACGUCUUCCCCUACUGCACCUGCAUCAGCUACGUCAACAGCUGCCUCAACCCCUUCCUCUACGCCUUCUUCGACCCCCGCUUCCGCCAGGCCUGCACCUCCGUGCUCUGCUGGGGCCAGACCAGGUGCGGGGGCUCCUCCCGCAGCAGCAGCGGGGAGAAGUCGGCCAGCUACUCCUCGGGGCACAGCCAGGGGCCCGGCCCCAACGUGGGGAAGGGCGGGGAGCAGGCGCACGAGAAGUCCAUCCCCUACAGCCAGGAGACCCUGGUGGUCGACUAGCGCUGGCGUCGGGGAGAAGCCUGGUGCCCCGGGCACCCCCGGCCUCGGCCCUUGCUCUGGAGAUCAGGUAGUGCGGCUGCACCUUCUGCCCUGCACGUCACCCUUCCCUGCCCCCGCCUCCCGCCAGCCCCGUCCUCCUUUUAGUCCUUUAUUCUUUCUCAGAGGAUUGUGGUUUAGUAGAAAGAGACUGAGCCCCGCAGAACCGAGCUUGCACAAGUCUCUUAACCUCGCUGAGCCUCGGUUUCUCCGUUGGUAUAAAAUAGGGGAAAGUCAUAUUGACCCUAAAAUGUUGAGGUGUGAGUUCUGACUCAAUAAAAGUUUGUUCCCCUCCACCGCUUUCUUAGAUCUCCAGCCCUCUUUUCUCUCUCCUUCCCUUUUAGUUUCCCUGUCUCCCCGCCACUGUUGCUCCUGAUCCAACCUUCUGGCUCCGGGCCCCCCUCCCUCUCUGCCCCCCUAUUCUGAGGGGCCCCUGAGGGUUAAAGAUCCUGAGGCUUGCAGAGACUAACCCUGUUCUUCAUCCUGUUUUCUGAGCAGGAGGCAGAGAAGGGCUGGCGCGGGGGUGGGCUGGCGUCAGCAGAGAAUUAGCGCUCUAGUCCCUGGGGCCCGGAGCUCCAGAACUUUCCCUAAAAUUGGAUCAGUUCCCUGUCAUUUCAAGCACUGGGGCUGGCAUGAUCCCCGAAGACAGUGCCCCUUCCUGCAGCCCCUCUGUGAUGCCAUCUAGAUGUGCUGUCUCCAAAUUUCCUCAUCCUCAAAUCAUUUCAUUCUUCCCCUACUUGCUGUGAGAAUUGGAAGGCAACGGGGCUCCUGGGUUUUAUUAUGCGAAUGGGAAGCUGGGAAGGGACAUGAGAGAAAAAGGGGACAGGAAGGUGUCUGCACUUAGUCUGGAGGCGGCUUGGCUCCCCUGCCCACACAGUCCCUCCGAGCCCCUGCAGAACCACGAGCUGUAGGUAGGUCUUUCCUGUCUCCUGUCCCACCCCACCAUCCCUGCUGUUUUCUUAGGCACUGGUGGUGCUCAGUGCCGGGAGUCGCUGUGGUUGGGGGGCGAUGCUUGCUUCUUGUCUGUGUGUAUGUAAGUGUAUCCAGAUGGACGAGCAGGGGGCCAGGUCACGUGGAUGAACCCCUCCCUCUCCUGUCUGCACCGUGUCUGCUCUGCACGCGUCACCCUUGCGGGGAGACGGGAUGCGCUGAAGCAAUACAGAAUCCACCCCCACUGGAUUUGGGGGCUCCGACGGCUGGUCCGUGCCUUAAGAGAGACGUCUGUGUUUGCACGGGGCUCCCUGCAGGGAGAUCGCUCCCCAAAGCAGCUGGCACCCACGCUUGGGGCCGUCCUACCGAGCUGGGUCCCUGUUCCUCCUCUAGCUCCACGAGGGAAGAGGCUGGCUAAGGAGCCCCUAGGCCCCUUUCCCACGCCUCCCCACUUUGCUUAGAGCUUGUGGGCGUUUUCUCAUCACCGUCUGUUGUUCCGCGGUCAAUGACCCUCUUCCUAUGGAGACCACCUGCUUGCCAUGGGGUGAAAGGCGCCGGGUGGGUUUUUUCUCUCCUCACCCUCAGGAUUGGACCUUUUGGCUUCUGCUGGGUUGGGGGGCUGGGAACAGAGACUGGAGCAGCCAUGGAGGGGCUGACAGCGUGACGUCCACACCGCCAGAGAGACCUUGAGGAUGACAUCCACAGGGGGGCCUUUGUGAGCUGGGGCGGGGGUGUGUAUUCCGGGUUUUGUUUUUGGAGGACUCUGGAGAUGAAGGACUAGGCGUGAGUGAUGGAGUCAGGAAGAGCCCAGCUUGAUGUAAAUAGACAUCUUUGUCUUCCUGGGAUGGAGCCAGCUCUGGGGCAGGGGGAGGAGGAGAGGGGAAAGGGCAGCUCUCAGCCCAGUCUCCGUCUGAGGCCAGCAUCUUCCCCAGUCACUUCGUCCGCUCAGGGCUGUCCUCCAAGCCUCCAGUCAAGGUUGGAGGAGGCUUCUAGAAGGGAAGAGGGUCUCUGUGUGACCUGCAGAGACCUCCUGCCUGGAACUCAUCGGUGGUCCGGGACAGAAGGCAGAGGACACUGCCAGCUGGGACCCUCCUCACCCCCCAGCCCCUUCUGCGGGGAGUCUGCGCUAUUUUCCAGCCCUGUCAGUCACUGUGGUUCAUCAAAUAAAACUGUUGUGUGUGA